UAUUUUCGCAUUUGCUUUUGCUUUGUCUUUUUGUUUUUGAACACGGACGGACGGACGAAGACGGAUACAUGAGUAGAAAGAUGAAUACGAACAAUAAUGCGAGUUGGAAGACGAAUACGAAGAAUAUAGGAAGACCAAUACGAAUACGAGGAAGAAGACAAAUACAAAGACGAAUAAGGAGAUGAAAACGAAUACAAAUAAGAAGACGAAUGUGAACACAAAUUCGAAGACGAACCCGAAUACGAAUACGAACAUGAAUAUGCUAACGAAGCAAGGCUGAAAACGAAUACACAGACCUACCGAAGUUGAAUAAGAAGACGAAUUCGAAUACGACGACGAAGAUAAAUACGAACACGAAGACAAAUACGAAGACGUAUAUCAAGAGGAAAACGUAGAUGAGUGCGUAGACGAAUACGGAGAUGAAUAUGAAUAUGAAGACGUAGAUAAAUACGAAGAAGAAUACGACGAUGAAUACGAUGAGGAAUACGAAGACUAAUGGGAAGGCGAAUACUCCGAAAUGAAUACGAAGACAGCGGCUAUAAUGAAUACGAAGCUGAAUGCGAAAACUAACACGAAGACGAAUAGGAACAACGCCCCAUUCCAGAAAUCGGAGAUCAUGAUGUGCUUUUAAAAAUGGACUCUGUCGGCAUUUGCGGUUCCGAUGUACACUACCUAGUCCAUGGACGUAUCGGUGAUUUUGUACUCAACAAGCCAAUGAUUAUUGGACACGAGGCUUCUGGCGUAGUUGCAAAGUUGGGCAAAGACGUUAAACAUCUAGCUGUUGGUGAUCGUGUCGCCUGUGAACCGGGUGUACCUUGCCGCUACUGUGACCACUGUAAGGGCGGUCAAUAUAAUCUCUGCCCAGAUAUGGUAUUUUGUGCCACACCUCCGUAUGAUGGCAACCUCACACGCUAUUACAAGCAUGCUGCUGAUUUCUGCUAUAAACUGCCCGAUCAUGUUACCAUGGAGGAGGGUGCAUUACUUGAACCACUCGCAGUUGGUGUACAUGCGUGCCGCCGUGCCGGUGUGGGCCUGGGUUCAAAAGUGCUGGUAUUAGGAGCGGGUCCUAUCGGAUUGGUGACACUGCUGACGGCGCAAGCAAUGGGCGCAGAUCAGAUAACGAUUACGGAUUUGGUGCAGAAUCGCUUAGAUGUCGCCAAGGAAUUAGGUGCCACGCAUACGCUGCUCAUGGAUAAGGAUGACAGCGUAGAGGAGAUAGCCAAACAAAUACAUCAAAUAAUGGGUGUAGAGCCAGAUAAGACGAUCGAUUGCUGCGGUGCUGAGUCAACAACACGCUUGAGCAUUUUCGCUACACGCUCCGGCGGCUGCGUUGUCAUCGUCGGCAUGGGUUCACCAGAACCAAAAAUUCCGCUGAUCAACGCUUUAGCGCGAGAGGUUGAUAUACGCGGUGUAUUCCGUUACUGCAAUGACUAUCCUGCUGCUCUGGCGUUAGUCGCUACCGGUAAGGUAAAUGUUAAAAGACUGAUUACUCAUCAUUUUGAUAUCACCGAGACGGCGAAGGCAUUCGAGACUGCGCGUUAUGGCCAUGGUGGCGCCAUUAAAGUAAUGAUACACGUACAACCAAAGGAUACCAACAAUAAAAAAUAGGAGAGCCUGGCUGUUUGAUCCUCCUGUAGUGUAAAUAUAUAAAUGUUUAAUGCAUGAAUGAAAGACAAUAAUUAUUGUAAAUAAGCGUUUUUAAAAUAAGAGUUAGAAAAAAUAAAAAAAUUAUUUU
This is a messenger RNA of Rhagoletis pomonella (apple maggot), 1735 nucleotides long. Its product is annotated as sorbitol dehydrogenase-like. Gene Ontology annotation, biological process: D-sorbitol catabolic process. Gene Ontology annotation, molecular function: zinc ion binding; L-iditol 2-dehydrogenase (NAD+) activity. The transcript has 5 exons. Bases 634 to 1608 code for a protein of 324 amino acids. Lineage: Eukaryota; Metazoa; Arthropoda; Insecta; Diptera; Tephritidae. The record is from RefSeq and is a predicted model, not a curated record.